Molecule: messenger RNA, 2544 nt
Organism: Diceros bicornis minor
Lineage: Eukaryota; Metazoa; Chordata; Mammalia; Perissodactyla; Rhinocerotidae
Gene: PKD2L1
Product: polycystin 2 like 1, transient receptor potential cation channel
Exons: 16
Coding region: 1-2484 (827 amino acids)
Biological process (GO): detection of mechanical stimulus; potassium ion transmembrane transport
Cellular component (GO): membrane
Molecular function (GO): sodium channel activity; calcium ion binding; muscle alpha-actinin binding
Source: RefSeq, a predicted model, not a curated record
AUGAAUGCUGUGGAAAGUCCCGAGGGGCAGGAGCUGCAAAAACUGGGGAGCGGAGCCUGGGACAACCCCGCCUACAGUGGUCCCCCCUCCCCACAUGGGACGCUGAAGAUCUGCACCAUCUCCAGUGCGGUCCCCCCUCAGCUCCAACCCAAGAAGCCUAAAGAUGGACCCCAGGAGAAAGUACACAGGACCCUGGUGUCCAGCUGCUGCCUCCAGAUCUGUCGUGGUAUCAGAGGACUUUGGGGAACAACCCUGACUGAGAACACAGCUGAGAACCGGGAACUUUAUGUCAAGACCACCCUGCGGGAGCUUUUGGUGUAUGCCGUGUUCCUGGUGGACAUUUGUCUUUUGACCUAUGGAAUGACAAGCUCCAGUGCCUAUUACUACACCAAAGUGAUGUCUGAGCUCUUCUUACAUACUCCAUCAGACACCGGAGUCUCCUUCCAGUCCAUCAGCAGCAUGGCAGACUUCUGGGAUUUUGCCCAGGGGCCACUACUGGACAGUUUGUAUUGGACCAAAUGGUACAACAACCAGAGCCUGGGUCGCGGCUCCCACUCCUUCAUCUACCAUGAGAACCUGCUACUGGGGGUUCCGAGACUGCGGCAACUGAGGGUCCGCAAUGACUCCUGCGUGGUGCAUGAGGACUUCCGCGAAGAUAUUUUGAACUGCUACGACGUCUACUCUCCGGACAAGGAAGAACAGCUCCCCUUUGGGCGCCUCAAUGGCACAGCGUGGACAUACCACUCACAGGAUGAGCUGAGGGGCUCCUCUCACUGGGGCCGGCUCACAAGCUACAGUGGAGGUGGCUACUACCUGGACCUUCCAGGAUCCCGACAGGCCAGUGCAGAGGCACUCCAGGACCUUCAGGAGGGCCUGUGGCUAGACAGGGGCACUCGGGUGGUCUUCAUUGACUUUUCAGUCUACAAUGCCAACAUCAAUCUUUUCUGUGUUUUGAGACUGGUGGUGGAGUUUCCAGCUACAGGAGGUGCCAUCCCAUCCUGGCAAAUCCGCACGGUUAAGUUGAUCCGAUACGUCAGCAACUGGGACUUCUUUAUCAUUGGCUGUGAGAUCAUCUUCUGCAUCUUCAUCUUCUACUAUGUGGUGGAGGAGAUCCUGGAGCUCUACAUCCACCGGCUUCACUACCUCAGCGGCAUCUGGAACAUUCUGGACCUCGUAGUCAUCUUGCUCUCCAUUGUGGCUGUGGGCUUCCACAUAUUCCGAACUUUAGAGGUGAAUCGGCUGAUGGGGAAGCUCCUGCAGCAACCUGACAUAUAUGCUGACUUUGAGUUCCUUGCCUUCUGGCAGACACAAUACAACAAUAUGAACGCCGUCAACCUCUUCUUUGCCUGGAUCAAGAUAUUCAAGUACAUCAGCUUCAACAAAACCAUGACCCAGCUCUCCUCCACACUGGCCCGCUGUGCCAAGGACAUCCUGGGCUUUGCCAUCAUGUUCUUCGUCAUCUUUUUUGCCUACGCUCAGCUCGGCUACCUGCUUUUCGGGACCCAAGUGGAAAACUUUAGCACUUUCAUCAAGUGCAUUUUCACUCAGUUCCGGAUCAUCCUUGGAGACUUUGACUACAAUGCUAUCGACAAUGCCAACCGCAUCCUGGGACCUACCUACUUUGUCACUUAUGUCUUCUUCGUCUUCUUCGUGCUCCUGAACAUGUUCCUGGCCAUCAUCAAUGACACAUACUCAGAGGUCAAGGAGGAGUUGGCCGGACAGAAGGAUGAGCUGCAGCUUUCCGACCUCCUGAAACAGGGCUACAAUAAGACCCUACUGAGGCUGCGUCUGAGGAAGGAGCGGGUUUCAGAUGUAAAGAAGGUCCUGCAGGGUGGGGAGCAGGAGAUCCAGCUCGAGGAUUUCACCAACACCUUGAGACAACUGGGGCAUGCAGAGCAUCUCACUGAGCUCAUGGCCACCUUCUCCAGAUUUGACCAAGAUGGGAAUCGCAUCCCAGAUGAGAAGGAGCAGGAACAAAUGCAACAGGACCUGGAAGGGGAGAGGGUGGCCCUCAACACUGACAUUGAGCACCUGGGCCGGUCCAUUGUGAGUAGCCCACCAGGCGAGUCAGGUCCAGAGGCUGCCAGAGCAGGUGGCUGUGUUUCAGGAGAAGAAUUCUAUACGCUCACAAGGAGAGUUCUGCAGCUGGAGACUAUCUUAGAAGGAGUCGUGUCCCAGGUUGAUGCUGUGGGCUCAAAGCUGAAGAUGCUGGAGAAGAAGGGGCAGCUGGCUCCUUCCCCAGGCAUGGGGGAACAAGGCAUUUGGGAGCACAUGCAGCCGGUUCCAGCUGUGACUCCAGCCCCCUGGGGAGUCCAGGGUUGGCAGGACAGUGAGUUUCCCUGUGAAAGAGAAGGGGAAGCCUUAGAGGAGAGGAGACUUUCUCCUGCCGGAAGGUUACAAUGUUGCAGAGGAGUUGGAGUGACACCCCCCCAGGGCAAAGUUCAUGAAGGCUCAGUGGAGGGGCUGCUCUGGACAUUCCACUGAACGCUGGGAACUGGGGGGCCUGAAAACCAGGAGAUGAAGAUGGAGCCUGAGGAGAAUCCA